Molecule: messenger RNA, 489 nt
Organism: Salvelinus namaycush (lake trout)
Lineage: Eukaryota; Metazoa; Chordata; Actinopteri; Salmoniformes; Salmonidae
Product: protein CutA homolog
Exons: 6
Coding region: 1-489 (162 amino acids)
Biological process (GO): response to metal ion
Molecular function (GO): copper ion binding
Source: RefSeq, a predicted model, not a curated record
AUGGACUUCCUGUCCCCGCGAUAUCACAAGCAGUCCCUAGCUCAAACGCUCUGUCGUUUGGGAUUGUUCGUGAUCUGUAUGGGAAUGGUGUUGACCAUGUCUAUGUAUCCCAUGCUGAGGUUCCUGGGUGGAAAGCUCCAUUCUUCCUUUACAGGGAGCUAUCUACCUGGACACCACUCUGUUCUCCUCAUCAACUGCCCCAACGAACAGGCAGCCAAGGACAUCGGCCGAGCCAUUAUGGAGAGGAGGAUGGCAGCAUGCAUCAAUAUUCUGCCCAGGACCUCCACCAUGUAUUACUGGAAAGGGGAGAUUCAAGAUGCGACGGAAAUUCUGAUGUUGGUGAAGACGAGGACCUCGAAGACCCAAAGGCUCAUAGACUAUGUCAAGUCUGUGCAUCCCUAUGAGACUCCAGAGGUGCUUAGUUUCCCUGUGGAGGACGGGAGCCUGCCCUAUUUGAAGUGGGUGGAUGAGGCUGUUCCUGACGACUGA